AUGUAACCACAGCAGAGAAUGGGAACAGCAGCCAUGCGAGUGCCAACUCGAAUGACUACAGCUAUGAGAAAUGAUCCAAAUUUCUAAUCAGUAGCAAAUACAACCAAUUUAAAAUUCGUGGAGAGACCUGUUACAUAACAUGGAAUUAUUGGAGUCAAACCUACGACAGCUGGACCUGGCAGAUAAAUCUAAGAUAAAUCAUAUUAUCUAAAUCAAUUGAGAGAGAAGCAGAAGGAAAUAUUUAAUGAAAUUGAAAGAUUCAAAAAAUAAUAGGAUGAAAUUUAAAAAGCCAAUACACUUUAUGUUUAAUUCGAAAGAAGACAUGAAGAAUUAACAAAGGAAGUCAGAGAUCUAGAAGGCUAAUUGGCUGAUUAUAAUUUAGCAUUCGAUAAAUGGAGAGCCAACACUAGACCAGAAGAUAUCAAAAAUAUUUAUGAAAGAAUCAAAAUUUAAAAUGAGAGACAAAGAUCUCAAUUAGAUGAUAUCUUCAUUGAAAGAAGAGGUUAGGAAGACUCAAUUAAUUAAAUCGAAAAUAGAUUAAAUGAACUAUAAUCAUUGGCUGAUAUGAAAUUACAAGAGUUGGAUCCAGAAUAAAGAAAUGAAUAUAUGAGUUUGAUUAAUGAAAAUAAAUCCCUUUAAUAAGAAAUUAACAACCAAAAAGGAGAAUUAGAAGAAUUAAAUGCCAGAAUGUAGAAUGCAGAUAAUAGAUUGAGAAUGGAUGCUUAGAAAUUGAAGGGUUAGAUGCUAAAAGAGUAAAUCAAUGAAAUGGACUCUAAAAAAAAUGAUUUAGAAGUUCAAUUAAAUGAAGCCAAUCUAACAUUCCCAGAAGCCAGAGAUAGAUUGUUAAAUAAGAUUAAAGAUGAUAAUGCUUUUAUUUAAAAUUCAGAGAAAAGAGUACGAGAAAUUAGAAGAAAUAUCGAAAAUUAUGAAAAAAGAUUAAGAGAAUUAUAAACUGAAUUGGAAGACAAGAAAUCAUAAGAAUAAGACAAAUAGAAAUAUGAAAUAUUAUAUUAAAGAGAUCAAGAAAUGACUGAUUACAUCAAUAAUUUUGAUAAAACAAGAUAACAAGAAUUAGAAAAAGUCAAUGCUGUAGAAUAGGUUAUUGUAGAAUUACUAGGAUAAUCUUCACGGAUUGUAUAAGAUAUUAAGACUAUACCCUCAUUAACUGAUUAUGCUGGCCUAUCUGCUGAAGUGGAUUACAAAGAUAAUUAAGUCAAAGAUUCUGAAAUGACACUAAAAAAACUCUAAGGAGUCUACGAACAGACAGUCCAAGAUUUAAAAAAAAUUGAAAGAGCUGAAGAAUAAUUACCAAUUGAAUUACAAUAAUACAAAUAGAAAUGUAAGUAGAUGUAAGAUGAAAUCGAUACUAAAUUCAAUAAAAUAGAUGAAUAUAAGGUUAAAGCUCAGGAUAAAAAGCUUAAACUAGAAAAUCAAAAGAAGGACUUACUCAAACUUAAAGAUGAUUUUACUGCAUAAAGUCAAAAUAUGAAACAUGAAUUUGAUGUCAAAGAAAAGAAAUACACUAUGCAUGAAUAAUACAGCACUUUAGCUGAUUUAGAAAAGAAAGUGUCUUAAUUAGAAUCAUAAGCCAAUACUUUCUAGAUGUUUAUUGAAACCAAAUCAAAAGAUAUGAAUUUUGAAUAGUUAAAGAAAGAAUGCAUGGAUCUAAUGGAUAAAAUUAAUAAGGUCUUGUGUAAGACUUGA
This is a messenger RNA of Paramecium tetraurelia, 1704 nucleotides long. RefSeq lists its product as uncharacterized. The record is from RefSeq and is a predicted model, not a curated record. The transcript has 5 exons. Gene Ontology annotation, biological process: intraciliary transport involved in cilium assembly; cilium assembly. Gene Ontology annotation, molecular function: beta-tubulin binding. Gene Ontology annotation, cellular component: intraciliary transport particle B; centrosome; cilium. NCBI's taxonomy places the organism in Eukaryota, Ciliophora, Oligohymenophorea, Peniculida, Parameciidae.